GCGAUCAUCUCGACGUUGUAUCGCUCGACACGGAAGCCCUCACAGUUAUCGUAAUAGUUAUCGCUGCCGUCGCACGUAUACCACGCGACGCGGUUUACAAUAAUAGAACACUCUCUAGUGUGUUGAAUCUGUUCGACGAAUUAUUCGUUUCAAUCGCACGCCGGUGGAUUAUUAUUUUAUUGUUAUCCGAAAACCGUUGCUGAUUCAAAAUUGGACAUCAUGACUUCCGGAGUGGCGACAGCCGAAGACCCGCUGUCGAAGGGAUCGCCCUUGUCCUCAGACACAGUGUGCUCUCAAAAAAAGACCAACGAGAAUAAUCGAAGGAGUAAUAAGCCCAUUAUGGAAAAGAAAAGAAGAGCAAGAAUUAACAAUUGUCUAAACGAAUUGAAGUCGCUCAUUUUAGACGCAACGAAAAAAGACCCAGCAAGACACUCGAAAUUAGAAAAAGCUGAUAUUUUAGAAAUGACUGUAAAACAUUUGGAAUCCAUGCAAAAACAAGGCGUUGCUUUAUCAAAUGUUUCGGAUCCGUCAGUAGCCAAUAAGUUUAAGGCUGGAUUUACCGAAUGCACAAACGAAGUGAGCCGGUUCCCUGGACUAGAGCCCAACGUCCGCAACAGACUGAUGCAGCACUUGACCACUUAUUUUAACAAAGAAGUGUCUAGCGGUACUGGUCCUAAACUACCACCGCGGGCGUCUGCAGAUACAGCCAACCUUCAAUUGCACCUGGAUUCCAGUCAAAACGCUAUACUUUUGGGUUCGGCAGGAUCGACUUGCGGUGUUCAACUUGUACCCACAAGAUUACCCAACGGUGACAUUGCAUUGAUACUGCCAUCGAGACCCGCAGAACAAACUCCCCCACCUCCUCCGCCGUUAUCGCUCGUUAUUCCUACUCCGCCAUCCACCAGGUCCGAAUCGUCGGGCACGGAGUCUCCUAUGCCCGACAGGCCUUCUUCGUGUUACUCGAUGGUCAGCUGUGAUAGUUCCGAUUCAUACAGCCAAUCAGAUCUGCCCUUGGCGUUAGUAACUAAACAAAGAAAUGAAGAAAACAAAUCUGACCUCGAACAGCCGUGGAGACCGUGGUAGCACGAUUGUGAAUUAAUCUUAUAUAUGAUUAAGAAGCAACUCUCAUUAAGAUUAAUUUAUCAUCUAUUUUGAAAUAAUGUGCGCACAUGUAUUGUUUGUUAAACUGUUAAUGACAAAUUUUUUCUUUGUGCCAUGUAAUAUUUCGUAUAAAUAAAAUCGUUAAAUUUGAAAGAAAAAAGGCUGGUAGUGCAUAACUAUUUAAUAAGACAGUUAUUAUUUUAUUGUUUUUAAUGUUAUUAUUUGCUAAUUUAAUAAAUUAUAUGUGCAAAAUGUUUUAUUUUUGUUUAAUCAUUAUAAAUAUAAAGCUCAACAAGAUAACUGGUUCGUGCAAUUGACCUAAUGGCAAAGCAUAAUUUCGUUUUCAAUGAGAAUGCUUUCCAAGCACAAUAAAAUGUAACUGAUAGGAUUUAUUUGAAUUCUAUUUAAUAAUGUAAACGAUUAACUUUCCUAUUGUACCACGUAGAGUUUAAUCAUUUUUGUAAUGUAUGUAACUUGAUAAUGAUAAGUCGAAUUCAUUACUUAAUAAACCUACUGUAAUAAUUUAAGAAAUAGAUUUGUUAGAUAAUUUUAAGAACGUGUUGUUAUCAGGUUUUAACUGUCCUAUAAUUCCUUAAUAUUGUUUAUUUUGUUAACUUAAUUCUAUAUAUGUAAAUAUUAAUUUCAUAAUUUAACUGUUAUCAUACAAUUUUAUGUCAUGGCCGCAACAACAAUCACAAUGUCUUCCAAUUAUGACCACCUAAAAUUGUAUAUUUUUUUUUAAUUAACUUACUUUUAGAGGUGUAACUAUUUAGAACUGAUCUUAUUUUUAAUAAAUCAUAGAUUUUAAAAGUACAUAUAUAAUGUCAUAAGUGAAAUUGACUUUAAAUAAAAUUAUACAUAAUGUA
Molecule: messenger RNA, 1967 nt
Organism: Daktulosphaira vitifoliae (grape phylloxera)
Lineage: Eukaryota; Metazoa; Arthropoda; Insecta; Hemiptera; Phylloxeridae
Gene: hry
Product: protein hairy
Exons: 3
Coding region: 220-1083 (287 amino acids)
Biological process (GO): regulation of transcription by RNA polymerase II; anterior/posterior pattern specification; regulation of neurogenesis
Cellular component (GO): nucleus
Molecular function (GO): protein dimerization activity; DNA-binding transcription factor activity, RNA polymerase II-specific; RNA polymerase II cis-regulatory region sequence-specific DNA binding
Source: RefSeq, a predicted model, not a curated record